Microthlaspi erraticum is the source of this 462-nucleotide messenger RNA. The record is from the annotation of a GenBank genome assembly. NCBI's taxonomy places the organism in Eukaryota, Viridiplantae, Streptophyta, Magnoliopsida, Brassicales, Brassicaceae.
AUGUUUUGUAUGAAUAUCAAUUGUCAAAAUAGGAUAAAUGGGCAGAAACUUACAUAUUCGACAGUUUUGCUGGUACCACCGAAAGGAAACCAGAAACUCUCUCAAUCCGCGCAGCAUCUUAUAGAUGCGUUGUGUCCGCCAUUGAAGCUGCAUGACAUUCUCUCUCUCGUUAGCAACGGACCUUUCUGUGGCCAUGUCGAUGGAGCGCUUGUCUUUAGGGUAAAUUCGCCUGGUCCAGCUUCGAGUAGCUUUACGUUUAAGAUCUCUGCUAGGAUCACUGAGAACUCUGUGAUCACUGUGUCCUUAGGUAGAGUUCCUAGGCUAGGUUUCUCUCCGAUGGGUCAGAUGCUUCUUUCGGAAGUGCCUAGCGUUGAUUCUCCGUCGUACUAUCGCGGUGAGCGGAAGGAGAGAAGUGGGAUUGUGAUUGAAGAGCAUGUUCUUGAUGACUAUGAAUUACUUUGA